Molecule: messenger RNA, 3222 nt
Organism: Haliaeetus leucocephalus (bald eagle)
Lineage: Eukaryota; Metazoa; Chordata; Aves; Accipitriformes; Accipitridae
Gene: MSL3
Product: male-specific lethal 3 homolog (Drosophila)
Exons: 13
Coding region: 60-1610 (516 amino acids)
Biological process (GO): regulation of DNA-templated transcription; chromatin organization
Cellular component (GO): nucleus; MSL complex; NuA4 histone acetyltransferase complex
Source: RefSeq, a predicted model, not a curated record
CUGGUGACAAAGGGGCGGUGGAGCCCGGGCCGUCGGGGCCUUCCUCUCGCGUCAGGUAGAUGAGCGAGGCCGCCGAGGGGCUCUGGGAAGUGUCGGACUCGGUUCCCGCCUUCCGUUCCCGGCUGAACGCCUGCAAAAUUGUUGAUAUUGUUGUUGGAAAAGAUGAGAAAGGCAGAAAGAUUCCAGAAUAUCUGAUCCAUUUUAAUGGUUGGAACAGAAGCUGGGAUAGAUGGGCAGCUGAAGAUCAUGUUCUUCGUGAUACAGACGAAAACCGCAGAUUACAGCGUAAAUUGGCACGGAAGGCUGUGGCUCGCAUGAGAAGAAAGGGAAGAAAGAAGAGACGUUGCAGGUUGCCUGGUGUUGACUCUGUAUUAAAAAGCCUUCCUGCCGAAGAAAAUGAUGAGAGCAGUGAAAACUCUAUAAGUAGUUCUUCUUCUGAUGACAGUGAUGAAGGAACAGAUGAAGAAAUAAAAAGUGAAGAAAGUGACAUAGAAGAGAGGACAGAAAUGAAAGAAGAACAAGACACUCACACAAAAAGGGACAUGGAAGAAAGAGCAAUAAGCAUAGAAAUUCCUGAAGUCUUGAAAAAGAAGCUUGAGGAAGACUGUUACUAUAUUAAUAGAAGAAAACGGCUAGUGAAGCUUCCUUGUCAGACAAAUAUAAUAACCAUCCUGGAGUCAUAUGUGAAACAUUUUGCAAUUAAUGCUGCUUUUUCAGCCAAUGAAAGAUCUCGGCACCAUCAGAUGACUCCACACGCUAAUAUGAAUCUUCAUUAUGUGCCACCAGAGAAGAAUGUUGAGCUAUGUAAAGAGAUGGUAGAUGGGCUGAGAAUAACCUUUGACUUCACACUUCCAUUAAUUUUGCUCUAUCCUUAUGAACAAGCUCAAUUUAAGAAGGUGACUUCAUCAAAAUUCUUUCUUCCCAUCAAAGAAAACUCAACAAAUACUAACAGAAAUCAGGAGGAGCUUUCCCCAAGUCCUCCUCUGUUGAAUCCACCAACGCCUCAGUCAACUGACAGCCAGCCUACAACAGGGGAGCCAGCCACGCCAAAAAGACGAAAAGCUGAACCGGAAAUUCUGCAGUCGCUGAGACGUUCUACGCGCCAUAGCUCUAACUGUGACAGGUUAUCGGAAAGCAGUGCUUCCCCGCAACCUAAACGACGGCAUCUUGAGACCCCAGCUUCUAUGCCAAAGCUCUUCUUGCACCUGGAAAAAAAAACCCCUGUCCAUAGUGGAUCAUCUUCACCUAUAACUUUGACUCCUAGCAAAGAGGGGAGUGCAGUUUUUACUGGCUUUGAAGGGAGAAGAAACAAUGAAUUGAAUGAGGUUUUGUCCUGGAAAUUGAUGCCAGAGAAUUAUCCACCAAGUGAUCAGCCACCACCUCCCUCAUAUAUCUAUGGAUCUCAACAUUUGCUACGGAUGUUUGUAAAGCUACCAGAAAUACUGGGGAAGAUGUGCUUUCCUGACAAAAACCUAAAGGCUUUAGUAAAACACUUCGAAAUGUUUCUGAGGUUUUUAGCGGAAUACCAUGAUGAUUUCUUCCCAGAAUCUGCUUAUGUAGCUGCAUGUGAAGCCUACUACAGUACUAAAAAUCCUCGGGCAAUCUACUGAAGCUCUUAAUAAAGACUAAAUCCUACUAUAUGUAGCCCAUGACAAUGCUAUUUUGCCACGUGGCUACAAGAUGAAUAUGAAAAAGGAAUUAAAGCAACUUCUGGAGUUGAAAAAAUAGGGAAAUAUCUUCUGCGAUGGUUGGAUUACUUAGAAAUGGAGAACUUUUCAGAUACAUGUAUAGACUGCAUUGUGAGUUACUUAGAGGAUUGAAUAUAACUCUGACUCCAGAUGAAUGAAGAAGCCUUGUUCUGACUUUAAUGCAUAGGACUGCAUAGGACAAUUAAAGAGGAAAGGAGGCAAAAGCAGAUGCAUUAGCAACAGGACAUUUUCAUGAAGAUAGAUCAUCAUGCUGUGUUUCAUUUUAGCUCAACCUCUCCAGCCUGAGAAAUAAGACUUGACUACACAGUUACAUGAAGAAAAUGUAUAACUGGUAUCUUAUGGAUUUUUUUCCUCACAAAUUGCACUUCAUUUUGUGGAACUGUCACGAUAGAAAAGAUUGCUUAAUGUAAAGAUGGUUUUGCUGUUUGGCUAGCAUGACAUCUGCCUCAAGAAGGACUUUGUUGCUUGAAUGAAAGAUGUGUUGCUUACUUUGCAUUUUGCAAAGGUGUAUAUAGCUCUUUUCAUGGUAAGGCUGCCAGAGUUCCAAGGAGAGCGUACAUUGCCAGUGAUUCAACAUUUACAUGGCAGUAAAUUAUUUCCAGAGCCAUUAUGAAAGAACUGAUUUUCUACAAGUAAGCGGAGAAGUCAAUAAAGUGAUGGCAGUUUAACUGGCAAACACUUCUUAAUAAAGUUCACAGUGGCUGCUGUAUAAAUGUGUGAUUUUGACUGUCUAAAAUGUCUUGUUUGUGCUUGAUUAGUAUUUCUGAGAUUGCUAAAUGUGCAUAUAAUGAGAGGUGGGAGCACUGACAACAUAGGGAGAGAAGCCCUUUCAGUAUCAUUGGGUUUUCUUCUACAAACUUGAAGAAUGUCUGUUUAGACAGUUUUAAAUGCUUUAGCUCUGGAAAUAGGAAUUCAGUGAGAAUGGAGUUCCUAGAAAUCUGACAACACACUCAGUAAUUGAAAUAGAAUUCUUGUCUUGAUUGUCAUCAGAACCUUGUCUAUGACUUAGAACUCUGGCCUUCAGAAUCCUCUGCUAUGUCAAGACAGACACAGAUUUUUAAAAGCACUGGGAGAAAAAUAGGACUCAAGGCUCACAGACUACUGCGUUAAUCACUCUCUAAUCCUUCCUAGUUCAGAAGACUUCCAUUAGAACACUUGCCUGUAAUGCAAAACUCAACACAUUCCUCCCAGAUCUGCAGAAACCUGUAGUUAGCAGGAAUCAUCUUUCAAAUGUAAAUGGCAAGUUUAGUCGAAGAGGUCAAAGGAAAUCUGAAAUGUACUGUUGGCAUUCAUUGUCACUUUUCAGAGUGUGCUGGUGUGUUAAAGCUUUUGAACUGAAAAGGUGAGGGUUACCUUGCUUUUAGCAAUUCAGGUUCUGCUUUUUAGAAAAGCUGCUGUAAAGAGUCUGUUAAACUUCAUGGUUGUUAAUCUAGUUAACGUUUGGCAUGGAUGCAUGCAGAUUUGGUGAUCGUUAUUUCUGAAGAUUACCUUUCAGUAGUACUACUCUUUUUAA